This is a messenger RNA of Hordeum vulgare subsp. vulgare (domesticated barley), 1782 nucleotides long. RefSeq names its product cytochrome P450 89A2-like. Gene Ontology annotation, cellular component: membrane. NCBI's taxonomy places the organism in Eukaryota, Viridiplantae, Streptophyta, Magnoliopsida, Poales, Poaceae. Gene Ontology annotation, molecular function: iron ion binding; heme binding; oxidoreductase activity, acting on paired donors, with incorporation or reduction of molecular oxygen, NAD(P)H as one donor, and incorporation of one atom of oxygen. The record is from RefSeq and is a predicted model, not a curated record. The transcript has 2 exons. The coding region runs from base 40 to 1596 and encodes 518 amino acids.
ACCGAAGGUAGCUUGGGCAUCUCGAGGUUGUGGUUGGCAAUGGAGGACUGGGUGUACUAUUCCCUCUCCAUCACCCUGUCCCUUGUAGUAUUCUCCUCCCUCUGCAAGGCCAAGUGCAAGGCGCCGUCGACGACGUCCCUCCCGCCUGGCCCGACCUCGCUGACGGCUUUCGGCCCGCUGCUGCUGCUCGCCUGGACAAGCGUCAACAUCGAGUCCGUGGUCCGGGUCGCACGCUCAUGGUACGGCCCCGUCUUCACGCUCUACCUCCUCCCAUCCUUCCCCGUCGUCUUCGUCGCCGACCGUGCCGUGGCGCACCGCGUCCUCGUGCAGCGCGGCUCCGCCUUCGCCGACCGACCUCCGGCCAACCUCGCCACCCGCAUCUUCUCCAGCAACCAGCACAACAUCACGACCGCCGCGUACGGCCCGCUGUGGCGCGCGCUCCGGCAAAACCUCACCGGCCGCGCGCUCCACCCGUCGAGCAUCCCGCGGUACGCCGCCGCCCGCCGCCGCGCCGCCUCGGGCCUCGUCGACGGCAUCGCACGGCAGAUGCGAAGCGAAGCAGGGGUCGUGGUCAUCGAGCCGCUCCUGCAUGAGGCUGUUUUCCACGUGCUCGCCUGCAUGUGCUUCGGCCAGGGGCUCGACGCCGCCGCCAUCGCCGCAGUCACGUCGUUGCAGAGGGAGCUACUCAAGGAGGCAGUGGGGUUCCAGGUGUUCGGGUCGAGCCCCAAGGUCACCAAGCUCCUCUUCUGGCGACGGUACCGGAGGAUGCUGUGCAUACGGCGGCGGCAGGAGGAGGUGUUCAUCCCGCUGAUCCGAGCUUGCCAUGCGCGGUGCAACACCACCUCCGGCGAUAAGAGCUUUGAAAUGGAUUGCUACGUGGACUCCCUCAUCGGCCUCCUGAUCCCGGAACAAGAUGGCAGCAGCAGCAGCAGGUACCUGACGGACGGUGAGAUCGUCGCCCUGUGCACGGAAUUCUUGUCCGGGCCCAUCGACUCUACUGUCAACGUGUUGCAGUGGGCCAUGGCGAACCUCGUCGCACGCCCGGAGAUCCAAGCAAAGCUCCGGACAGAAAUACACAAUAUCACCGACGGCCAGGUUCAGGAGGAGGAGCGCCUGCCGCGGAUGCCGUACCUCCGGGCGGUGGUCCUGGAGUCGCUGAGGCGGCACCCACCGGCGCGCUUCAUCAUGCCGCACGCGGCGGUCGGGGAGGACGGCGCGGCGCUGGACGGCUUCACGGUGCCGAAAGAGGUGUCGGUGAACUUCACGGUGGGCGACAUGGCCAUGGACAGGACGGUGUGGCCGGACCCCACACGGUUCCGACCGGAACGGUUCCUGCCCGGCGGCGAGGGGGAGGACCUGGACCUCACGGGGAGCAAGGAGAUCAAAAUGAUGCCGUUCGGUGCCGGCCGCCGGAUGUGCCCUGGCAUCGACGUUUCACUGCUGCACGUCAACCUCCUUUUGGCCACCAUGGUCACGGCGUUCCAGUGGAGCGAGGUGCCCGGCGAGCCGGUGGACUUCACUGACAAGCUCGAGCUCACCAUGGUCAUGAAGCGCCCACUCCAUGCCAAGGUCGUGCCAUGCCAUGCUACAAGCUAGCAGCUCUCAAUCGAUCGUCGUCCAUCAUUGUCCCAUCGGAGUAACUGCAUGCAAUAUAAGUACGGUAUGCUGCUACCUAGCUUGAUCUAUCAGCUCUAUGGAGUUUAAUAACUUCAAGAUAUAAAUAGUUGUAUCCAAAUAAAAUGUUACGCUGAAUUGAGCACCACUGUUUUUCUUUAGUUUGUC